AACAACUUCUACAGGUUCCUUUCCCUCUGCUUCAACCAUUCGUCGCCGGCAACCAUCUUCUUUUCUUCUCUGGUCAUCAUCAUCAUAUUCCAUGGCCUCAGAACCAUCAAAUCUCAUCCAAGCUUUCACCUUUCCCCUCAUCUCCGAAUUCUCCUUCCAUUUUCGAUUUUUCCUCUCAUCUUCGAUCUUUGAUUCAUGGUCACCGGGGAAGGCCAGAGGUGAGUGGAUGUCAAAAACAGUGAGGAUGUGCCCAGAUCUGCAGAUCGGUGAUGGUGGUGGUGACGACGCGCAAAUAGCUGCAAAAUCAAGAAAUUCCGGACUCACCCGGCUCCCACCUGAGUUCUUGAUUUGUAACCUUCAAGUUUGAUUUGUUCUUCAGCGAAUCUGGCCUCUUAUCAACUUUGAUAUGAGGCUGGUUCUUACUUAUCAGGGCCCAAAUCUCUGGACAGAGGCAGGGAAGGAGCAGAUCCAAUUGGGUAAGGUUUCAGGGGGUCUCGGCCUGAUUUUAAGGGAUG
Rubroshorea leprosula is the source of this 515-nucleotide messenger RNA. NCBI's taxonomy places the organism in Eukaryota, Viridiplantae, Streptophyta, Magnoliopsida, Malvales, Dipterocarpaceae. The record is from the annotation of a GenBank genome assembly.